Cotesia congregata is the source of this 2062-nucleotide messenger RNA. NCBI's taxonomy places the organism in Eukaryota, Metazoa, Arthropoda, Insecta, Hymenoptera, Braconidae. The record is from the annotation of a GenBank genome assembly.
AUGUUGAGAUUUUUAUCACGAAGACGAGUCCGCGGUGUCAAUGGACAAACCGCAUCGCCGCAAAUUAAAAAUCAACGAUUACUUAGUAAUAAAAAUAUUAUACAAUGCCAGGUUAUUUUGCUUGAUGGUACUGACUUGCCUAUUGAAUUAUCUAAAAAAGCUUUGGCUAGUGACUUAUAUGAACAAGUAUUUUAUAGUUUAGAUUUGAUUGAAAAGGAUUACUUUGGAUUGCAGUAUACUGAUAGUAAUAAUGUGCAGCACUGGUUGGAUCCUACUAAACCAAUUAAGAAACAAAUUAAAAUUGGACCACCUUAUACACUGAGGCUUAAAGUUAAAUUCUAUUCAUCGGAGCCUAAUACACUUAGAGAAGAAUUAACUAGAUAUCAAUUUUUUUUACAAUUAAAACAAGAUAUUUUGGAGGGCAAACUUCACUGUCCACAUAAUGUUGCGAUACAAUUAUCGGCUCUCGCUCUUCAAUCUGAAUUAGGAGAUUAUGAUUCAUCAAUACAUACAGCAGCAACAGUAUCAGAAUUUCGGUUCGUUCCGGGUCAAACAGAAGAAAUGGAAUUAGAAAUUUUAGAUGAGUACAAAAACUGUUCGGGAUUAAGUCCAGCUCAGGCUGAGUCCUCGUAUUUGAGCAAAGCUAAAUGGCUUGACAUGUAUGGUGUAGAUAUGCAUACGGUGCUGGGUAAAGAUGCUUGUGAAUAUUCACUAGGUCUAACACCAACCGGAAUUUUAGUAUUCGAAGGAAAUCAAAAGAUCGGUCUAUUUUUCUGGCCUAAGAUCGGACGACUAGACUUCAAGAAAAAGAAACUGACGUUGGUGGUAGUCGAGGAAGAUGACGAAGGCCGAGGUGAGCAAGAGCAUACAUUUGUCUUUCGUCUGGUUAACGAAAAAGCCUGUAAACAUUUAUGGAAGUGUGCUGUUGAGCAUCACGCAUUUUUUCGCUUAAGAGCGCCGGUAAAAGGCGCAAGUAGCCGUCAGAAUUUCUUCCGCAUGGGUUCGCGUUUUCGCUACAGCGGAAAAACAGAGUUUCAGACAACUCAAUUGAACCGUGCUAGACGCACCGUUCAGUUUGAACGGCGACCUAGCCAGCGUUACGCGAGGCGACAGAGUCACGUUCUGCGUGAACGGCAGCGUCAUCAGCCAGAACCUCAAGUGCCACAGGCGUCUAGUGUCCAAUUAGAGCCGUCAUUACAGCGUCAGUCAAGCCAUUCUAGUUCAGAAUCAUCAGCCGUGAGUGUUAUUCAGCCAACAACAUCCACAACGUCAACGUCACCGCUUGUUGACUCAAUACUCAAGUCAUUAGCUAAAGAUGCUCAGCCCCUGGAGCUUAAAAACCAGACGGCGAGUGUUCCAACUCCAGAAAAAGAAACAGAACCGAUGAAAACAAAUCUUAUUGUCGAAAGUAUUAAUUCUUCACUACAAUCACUGCCCAAUAAUCAAAUCGGUGGUACUCUUUUGCUAUCAGCUCGAUCGCCAAUACCACCUGAAUCAUUAAAGUGCAAUAUAUUAAAAGCCAAGUCACUGGAGACUGAAAAAAAUUCUAAUCUUGUAUCUAUUACAUCAACAGACAGCGGUAGUUUAUGUUCUAUUAAAAAUCAACAUUCCGAUGCAGCAACUAUCGUAUCCGUGGGAGGCGAUAAAUUAACUCUCAAUGUCAGCGGAGUUGCGCCGUUAACUCCAAGUCCACCACCAGCUGAUGAUACCGUCACGGUAACACAUUUCUCGCUAGACAGCUGGGGACAGAUUGCUCAGAAAACAACACCAUUCAGUAAUAAAUUAGCUAAUUCAUCACAAAAUCCGUUUAAUCCAUUUACCAGUGAUACUUGUACCACUGACAGUAUUACUACUAGCAUCGAAGAAAUAACAGAGACUAAGUGCGAAGAGAGCAAUGAAAAUAAAAACACCAAUCCAUUUAUCGAUUCAAAUCCAUUUUUGGGAUUCCUGUACCACGGUAUCAGAUAUCAGUCCCUGGUUGGUAGCGGAUCCAGCGCAAAGUAACAGUCAAACUCACAAACAAAGUCUUAAUAUGAAAACUGUUAUCACAACGCAGCUAUAA